Molecule: messenger RNA, 3271 nt
Organism: Radiomyces spectabilis
Lineage: Eukaryota; Fungi; Mucoromycota; Mucoromycetes; Mucorales; Radiomycetaceae
Exons: 3
Coding region: 137-3127 (996 amino acids)
Biological process (GO): calcium ion transmembrane transport; intracellular calcium ion homeostasis
Cellular component (GO): plasma membrane
Molecular function (GO): ATP binding; P-type calcium transporter activity; ATP hydrolysis activity
Source: RefSeq, a predicted model, not a curated record
AGACAGAAUUAUAUAUAAAUUCCAACACUUUUUUUUUUCUUUUGCAAUCCAAAAAAUUGUAAACCCAGUUAAACUUUUUUUUUUUUUUGGUUUAUUCCAAGGGGAUCUUUUUUUUUGGUAUUCCUUUUCCCUUCCGAUGGUGCAAAAAGACCCGCCGAACGACCAGCUUCGUCGUGACUGGCAUACCCUGGCCAUUGAUGUGGUGGCCAAGGAAUUAAAUACCUCAUUAACCGACGGUCUUUCCAGCUCGGAAGCAGCUGAACGACAACAUAAGUAUGGAUUCAACGAACUCGCAGCCGACGGUGGAGCGACCUGGUUCAAGAUCUUGUUACGUCAAUUUGCCGAUGCGAUGAAUUGGAUUUUUAUCGCUAUGGGUGCGGUAUCCUACGGUCUGGCCGAUUAUAUCACUGGUUCUCUCUUGAUGUUUAUUGCCAUUCUCAAUCUGGGUCUCUCCUUUUCACAAGAAUACGCCGCCGAACAAACUUUGGCCGCCCUGCGCAACUUGUCGUCUCCCAAUGCCGAAGUUAUCCGUGAUGGAAAAGAACAACAAAUCGCUAGUCGAGAAAUCGUUCCUGGCGACCUGCUACUCAUCAAAGAAGGCGACUCUAUUGCUGCCGACGCCCGCUUAUUCUACGUCUCCAACCUCGAAGCUGACGAAGCCCUGCUCACCGGUGAAUCGGUUCCUGUUACUAAGCAACUCGUUCAACUGGAAUCUCCAGAUGAACCUUUGGGCGAUCGUAUUAAUAUGGCGUACAGUUCAACCAUUGUCUCCAAAGGCCGUGGCAAAGCGCUUGUGACGGCCACCGGUAUGAACACCGAAAUUGGCAAGGUGGCCGCCAAACUGAACGAAGCCGGUGACGGCGAUACCACUCGUCUUCAGAAGAGUCUCAACCGCAUGUACUUUUACCUUCUCGUUGCCGCAGCUCUUUGCGCGAUUAUUGUUCUGGCCACCGUAAAAUUCAGACCCAACUAUGACGUGGGCAUGUAUGCCAUCACCGCUGCUUUAUCCGUCCUUCCUGCCGGUCUGACCACCGUCAUGACCGUCACUCUCGUUUUGGGCGGCAAAGAAAUGGCUCAGCAAAAAGCCGUCGUGCGCAAACUGAAAUGUCUCGAGACUCUCGGUUCAAUUACAAAUAUUUUUUCAGACAAGACAGGUACCUUGACCAUGGCCAAGAUGGUCGUCGUGCGUUUCUGGACUCCGGAGAAAGGUUUCUUCUAUGUCACUCCCAAUGGUUUGGCCCCCGAAGGCGACAUUUACCGUACGUCAGAAUUAUCCGAAAAAUCCGUCGAUGCAACCAGCGACGAAGUCCUCGAAGUCGUAGAGAAGCAUUCUUUAUCCCCGGAACUGAACAAACUGGUGGAAUGUGCCGCCUUGUGCAACAUGUCCAGCAUUCAUCGACGUGUGACAGAUACCAAAGAAGCCAUCAUCAAUGCCUCACCGGAUUUGGACGAGAAACCAAAGGAAGACGAAACCGAAUCGGAUGACUGGAUCGCCAGCGGUGCACCGACCGAAGUCGCACUUCAAGUCUUUGCGCACAAAUUUGAUCUUGGCAAACCUACUUUGGAAGCCAUGGGUUGGCACUUGAAGGCUGAAUAUCAAUUCGAUUCCACGAUCAAGCGAAUGUCGACCCUUUGCAGCAACCAAGAGACCGGUGAAACGGUACUUUUCACCAAAGGUGCGGCCGAACGAAUCAUUCCUCUGUGCAAAACUGUGGGUGCCGAAAAGGGAGAAGACGAAAUCAUGGACGUCGUUCAUCGUCUGGCCGCCAAAGGUUUGCGUGUGAUGGCGUUGGCUUACCGACCGUUCCCUGACGACAUCAAGAUCGACACUGAAUCGCGUGAAGACAUGGAAACCGAACUGCAAUUCCUUGGUUUGACCGGUAUUUAUGAUCCUCCUCGUGCCGAAUCCUGUGAAGCCGUCCGCCAAGCGCAUCAAGCCGGUAUUUCCGUUCACAUGCUGACAGGCGAUCAUGAAAUUACCGCGACAGCGAUUGCCAAGGAAAUCAAUAUCUUGAACGAGCGAACCAUGAGCCCUGAAUUGAUUCGUAGCUUGGUGAUGACCGGUACUCGCUUUGAUGCUUUGUCCGACGACGAAAUUGACGCUCUGGAACGCUUACCUUUGGUGGUUGCUCGCUGUUCUCCUGAAACCAAAGUGAAAAUGAUCCAAGCUUCCGAACGACGUGGUAACAUUUCCGCCAUGACGGGUGACGGUGUCAACGAUUCGCCUUCCCUUCGUAUUGCCGAUGUCGGUAUUGCCAUGGGCAAAAACGGUAGCGAUGUAGCGAAGCAGGCUUCCGAUAUUAUCUUGACAGAUGAUAAUUUUGCCACCAUCAUUCGAGCCAUUGCCGAAGGUCGUCGUAUCUAUCAGAAUAUGCAGCGUUUCUUGCUGUACUACUGGAUUUGUCUUCUCGGUGUUGCCCUGGUGGUCCUGGUAUGUCUGUCUAUCCGUGAUCCUUCGGGAAAGACGGCCGCUCCUCUGUCUACGCUGCAAAUCAUUUUCUUGUACAUUGCUAUUACUCCUCCUGCCGGUGCUUUGAGUGUCCAACCAGCAUCCAAGACCGUGAUGCAAGAACCGCCUCGUCCUCCUACCGAAAGUAUCUUUAACAAGGAAAUUUUGCUCGACACUGCCGUCUAUGGUCUCGGUAUGACCAUCAUUUCCAUUAUCGCUUUCUUUGUGCCUCUUUACACCACGGGCAACGGCGUCACUGGCGUGUCUUGCGAUUCCCAAUACCAUGAGAACCCAGCCGGAGCUUGCGAUGCCUUCUUCCGAGCUCGUUCCUCGCUCCUUGUUACCGUCACCUUUGCCUGUAUGGUAGUCAUGAUCCACUGUCGCAGCUACCGAGAAGUGGAGUGGGGCUGGCGAGGCCUGAAGGAGACCCUACGAUCGCGUACGUUUAUGGGUACCUUGAUCUUUGAUAUUGUGUGUCUGGUCAUCUUUUUGUACAUUCGUGUGGUAGCCAUCGACGGUUUCCGAAUGAUUGGUAUUACUUGGGAAUGGGGUCUUGACAUUGGUUUGAACAUCUUUUACACCGCCUAUGGUGAAUUCUACAAGUGGAUCAAACGAAAAACCAUGCGUCCUUUGAACAAGCAGCCCAUCCAUAAAGAACUGGCCGGCACCCUCGAGUAAAGUUCUAACCAUUUUUUGUCUCCUUUGAUUAUUUAAGUAUUUAUCCCCUACACUAUUUAUCACGAUUUUUGAUAUUAUCAUCACCAUUUUUUGUUUUUUGAUCCGUUCAUCAAAAUCAUCCCACAAAUUGUUAGAAUAUGAUAU